Messenger RNA from Mucor mucedo, 360 nucleotides. RefSeq lists its product as uncharacterized. Bases 1 to 360 code for a protein of 119 amino acids. The record is from RefSeq and is a predicted model, not a curated record. Lineage: Eukaryota; Fungi; Mucoromycota; Mucoromycetes; Mucorales; Mucoraceae. The transcript is spliced from 2 exons.
AUGGAUAACACGAAGCUUUUGGCAAACAAUACUGAUAGUCACUCAUCUAUAACCGCUCCUAACAUCCGGAAUGAUCAGGCGGAAUACUUUACAAGUACGCAGUCUGAUGAUCAACAUAGAAAAAACAGGUCAUGGUUUGGUGGGGAAGGUCAUGACAAUAAACCGGCAAUGGACCGCGUGAAAAAUUUCUUGUUGGUUAAUAAUGGGAACUACCUUGACAUAUGGAGUGGUAUUCCGGAUAAAAUAACCGGAAAAACAACCCAGGGACAAUCACGAACAUGGGUAUCUCAACAAUGUGCGAACGAGUUUGCCAAGCAAGGCGUCAAACGCAAGAAGGAAACUAUUUGCACCAAAUUAUGA